Molecule: messenger RNA, 2040 nt
Organism: Aspergillus bombycis
Lineage: Eukaryota; Fungi; Ascomycota; Eurotiomycetes; Eurotiales; Aspergillaceae
Exons: 7
Coding region: 1-2040 (679 amino acids)
Biological process (GO): regulation of DNA-templated transcription
Cellular component (GO): nucleus
Molecular function (GO): DNA-binding transcription factor activity, RNA polymerase II-specific; transcription cis-regulatory region binding
Source: RefSeq, a predicted model, not a curated record
AUGUUGGCAGGCAGAAAGGAGUCAAAAAGUAUAAACCCCAAACGUAAAGGCCUUGAGAAGGCGUUACAUCAAAUAGAACAGGCUAUCAGGCGACCUAAGUCUGAUGCACCCGAAUCUGAUGCUGCACAGAAAAUCACAUCCUAUCUCCAAGACUUACUGAACAAGACACAAAGUAACCAGCUGUACACCGAGGCCGAUGAGCUAUCAGAGGACACCGACCGGCCACACAGCCCCCAUUCUCCCCAUGGGGUUGAUACAGGUGACGGUUUGUCACUGGACGAUGCAGAGAAUCCGCUGCAACUACUGGCGCGCGCGUCUGACCUUCAGCUACCACCGGCUGAAGUGCGUAGUGUCCAGAGAUGGCGUCCUCUGGAAUCAUUACAGCCAACAGCACCGCCACAGAAUAAUAACGCAGAAGACGAUUCCUCCAUGGCUAGACUAUUUUUUGUCCCCGUCAAGGCGCAUUUGGACCUUGGCCCAGACAUGGACCCCGUCGAGCUAGGCCUCGUCACCCUCGAUGAAGCCGAGUCUCUUUUUGUCUUUUUUUAUCAAGACCUUGCUCAUACUCGAUGGGGCCUUGAUCCCGUCGUCCAUACUACGUCUUUUGUACGUUCACAGUCGGCUUUCCUUUUCACAUCAAUAAUGGCCGCGGCUGCUUUGUUCUUACCAUCAGCGGCCGCGCUAUCGAAGAGGCUGUCUAGACACUGUAAGUCGUUGGCUCAGAUGGUCAUAACCAAACGGUUCAGAUCAGUCGAAAUAGUCUUAGCUUUCAUGGUGAAUGUUCCUUGGAUGGCCCAUGGUAAUUACUUGGGUGACGACGACACUUGCUCCUACAUUGCGAUGGCCCUUGCAAUUGCACUGGAUUUGUCUCUAAAUAAGAUUGUUUUACCAUCUACUAGCUUUGACAACGGCGUUAUAAGACGGCUUGCCAAGGCCGACUGUAUUGACGCAAAGAGAGCAUUGCACAUGGAUGGUUUUGAUAAUGUCGAUCCAAACUCGGAAUGGGGCCAGAGGCUGCUGCGACGACGUGAAAGGACCUGGAUUGCUUUGUUCGUUUUAGAACGAGGCGUAUGUUUAGCUCGCGGAAGAAGCUACACUGUUCCCCAGACUUCCCUCAUCGUAAGUUGUGACCGAUGGCAUGUUUCGAACUUUGCAGACGCGCGUGAUGGGCCUAUGAAUUCGAUGGCGGCCCUCCGAAGAAAUCUGGAUGAUCUAUUCAAGAAGGUCAAGUCCAGUUGCGAUAACUACCGGGUCACCGAUGCUGGCUCAGAAGCUGCUCAAUCGAUUAAGACCAUGAUAGAAAGUUUCUAUGAUCGCUGGUAUGAAACAUGGGGACCGGCGAUUGGGGAGGGUCAAUCGUAUUCCCUUCCACCGUACGUGGAAAUUCUAGUUACCCACACACGAUUAUCAACGUAUGGUGGUGUGAUCAAUCAUCCCACGGCGCCACUUGAGGUAAAGCGUUUCUUCCGAGCGGCCGGCCUUUCCUCAGCGCUGAAUGUAAUGAGGGCAGCUAUCCAAGGAGAAUCACGAUUAAAAUCGAUGCCAAACAACACGGUCAUUAUGAUUUCAUUCGCCGCAUGCUCUGCCCUCAGCCUCAGUGUGGUGCCAACGGAUACCAGAUCCAGCCUGGCCCCAAGUGUACGGAAUUUGAUCGAGGAAACUGCAGGCGUACUGGAGCGCAUCGGGGCGACCCCCAGUCAUAGGAACGGUGCGUCUGUGCUUUACGGACGGUAUCUAAGGGAGCUAGUUCGACGAGGCUCCGAGAAUCAAAACGAACCACGGAUGCCGGCCGAGGCGACCCUGAGAUCACCAUUAGCCUUUGACGGGUACGGCACUGUGCCCCCAGUGUCGCAACCGCCAUUUUCACCUUUAUUUUGGUCAGAGCCGCUGCAGUUCUCGGCUAUGUCUGAUGGACAGAUCAUCGAUGCUGUGAACCGAGCGGGCAUCACCUUCGGGACGGGUGUGCCGGAUGUUCCACUGGACGAUUUAAUGAGUUGGGACUGGCUGGAUAUUGGAAAUGUAACUGACUUUGGCUUCUAA